This is a messenger RNA of Oncorhynchus tshawytscha (Chinook salmon), 4247 nucleotides long. RefSeq names its product AFG3-like protein 1. Gene Ontology annotation, cellular component: m-AAA complex. Gene Ontology annotation, biological process: mitochondrial protein processing; protein-containing complex assembly. The coding region runs from base 395 to 1819 and encodes 474 amino acids. The record is from RefSeq and is a predicted model, not a curated record. The transcript has 11 exons. Gene Ontology annotation, molecular function: metalloendopeptidase activity; ATP binding; ATP hydrolysis activity. NCBI's taxonomy places the organism in Eukaryota, Metazoa, Chordata, Actinopteri, Salmoniformes, Salmonidae.
ACGACGUUCUUGCGUUUAAAAGCCAAGUACUGUGGCUGUUAUUAAAUAUUGUGACACCGUUGACGUGCAAGAGGACAGCAUAUCAAGAAAAUCAGAUAUUAUUUCUCAGAGUGGACGGCAAGUGGCAGCCAGAGAAUGGCUCAAAUGUUGGGGCUUCUCUCGACGGCUGCUUUGGCUUUACGGAUCGCAGUAAAACCUUGUGUACGCAGUUCAGUGGUGUCGGCAAAGAAUGUAUCUGUGCUGCCCGUCUACCGUGGCUGUUCUGUCAGGGUUGACCGUUUAGAGGUUAUCUACAAACAGUAUGUGAGUCAUUCCAUUACCAGGAGCUGAUGAGAGCCAUGUGUGGUUUAACAUCGGUAGGACACCUUCGAGAGGAACUGGGAGGCAGCUCAAGAUGAGCUGGGUGUGGAGUCCUCUCAUAGGGUACAGCUCAAAACGUGACUGGACAUUAUUGAUGCACGUGAUCCCCACCCUGGGGCUGAUUGGUUUCCUGCUCUUCUCCCUGCGACGGAGACCAAUGGGAGGUGGUGAUUGGACCGCCUUCACCCCAUCCAGCAUAAGGGAAUCACCAGCUAAGAUGAUGGACAACAUAAACACCAAGUUCAAGGAUGUUGCCGGCUGUGAGGAGGCCAAGCUGGAGAUCCUGGAGUUUGUUAACUUCCUGAAGAACCCCCACCAGUACCUGAUCCUGGGGGCCAAGAUCCCUAAGGGAUCUAGUCCUGAAACACCUUUCAAUGUAACGUCGAGGGCGAAAAUGUGUUUUGAUUUUAGAUGUGGUAUGAUGACUUUUCACAACCCAUCACAAGUGAAUGUCCUUUUUUUAGACUUUCAUAUCAGACACCGUUUCAGGUAUUUUAAAUCUCAUGUGUGUUCUCAGGGUGCUGUGCUCUCUGGACCUCCAGGCACAGACAAGACCCUGCUGGCCAAAGCCACAGCAGGAGAAGCCAACGUCCCCUUCAUUACAGUCAAUGGCUCAGAGUUCCUGGAGAUGUUUGUGGGUGUUGGGCCUGCCAGGGUGAGAGACAUGUUUAACGUGGCCCGGAAGAACGCCCCUUGUAUCCUGUUCAUAGAUGAGAUAGACGCGGUGGGCCACAAGAGGGGUGGGGGAGAUUUUGGGGGCCAGAGUGAGCAGCAGAACACUCUCAACCAGCUGCUAGUGGAGAUGGAUGGGUUCGAUACCAGCACUAAUGUGGUUGUCCUGGCGGGUACCAACAGACCGGACAUCUUGGAUCCUGCACUCAUGAGGCCUGGUAGAUUUGACAGGCAGAUAUACAUAGGCCCACCUGACAUCAAAGGCAGAGCGUCCAUCUUCAAAGUGCACUUACAGCCCAUUAAACUGGACCCUGCUAUGGCCAAAGACGGAUUGGCCAGGAAGAUGGCUGCCACCACACCAGGCUUCACUGGAGCCGACAUAGCUAACGUGUGCAACGAAGCUGCCCUAAUCGCUGCUAGACACCUCAACCCACAUGUGGAAGGAAGACACCUUGAGCAGGCCAUCGACAGGGUCGUCGGCGGUCUUGAGAAGAAGACCCAGGUGCUGCAGCCCAAUGAAAAGAAGACUGUAGCAUACCAUGAGGCUGGACAUGCAAUAGUGGGCUGGUUCUUGGAACAUGCUGACCCACUGCUGAAUGUGUCCAUCAUCCCCAGAGGGAAGGGGUUAGCCCACUACAUUCCCAAGGAGCAGUACCUGUACACGUGGGAGCAGCUGUUAGACAGGAUGUGUAUGAUGCUGGGAGGACGUGUGGCUGAACAGGUCUUCUUUGAGAAAAUCACCACAGGAGCUCAGGAUGACCUAAAGAAGGUCACCCAAUCAGCCUAGGCACAGGUACUGCAAGGAUCAUCAACUAGAUUAAGCCGCGGGACUUUUUUCUGGAGCGGAUGGUCAAAUUGACAGCAAGAAGCCCAAACAGAUGUUUGACUAAAACAUAAUCAUUUGAAACCUUCCUUAUACUUUGUAUCCUAUCACGUCUCUCUAUACUUGGGAACAGAUGUCUUAAGUCAGUCACUUUGCGCUUGUUUUCCUGAUGUUUUUACAGUCAUGUCCAACAAUGUAAAUUCCACACAAGGUUAUCUUUCUGGAUUUCGCCUAUCGGAUAGGAUUAAAUGCGUAGAAAUAGGAGUCCCCAUUCAAGUCAAUGAUUUGUCUGUUCUAUUCAUUCUAUUUCUAUGCAUUUAAUAAUCUCUUAUAGGUGAAACCUAGAUGACUUUUGAAAAACUGUGCCCAGAGCUUUUUAAAUGACUCCCCAGAUAGUCAAAAAAGCAAUGGUCACGAUUCAACAGUGUUGAUAGGAAUUUGUUUUGGGAAGUGUUGCUUUGUCAUAGUACCUGUUCUAUUUAUGAUUCCACACACAUCACUUCUGCCCUCCAGGUAGUGCAGUUCGGGAUGAGUGAGAAGGUAGGCCAUGUGUCGUUUGACCUGCCUCAGCAGGGGGAGAUGGCAACGGUUAAACCUUACAGCGAGGCCACGGCAGAGCUCAUAGACCAGAAGGUCCGAGACCUGGUGGACAGCGCCUACCAGAGGACCAUGGAGCUCAUUAUGGACAAGAGGGAGUGUGUGGACAUGGUGGGGAAGUAUCUCCUAGAGAAGGAGGUCCUGUACAAGGCGGAGCUGCUGGAGCUGCUGGGGCCACGGCCGUUUAAGGAGAAGCUGACAUAUGAGGAGUUUGUGGCGGGGCUGGCAGUUUUGAAGAGGACACCAGCCUGCCAGAGGGCCUGAAGGACUGGAACCAGGAGAGUGAAUGGAGUUGAGGAGCCUGCCCCAGUUAAGGCGAAACGGGACCAAUAGGCAGGACAUCCAGUGACUGGCGACCUCUUAACCUAAAACCUGUCUGCUUGGGGUUAUUGUCUUGCUGGAAGAUCCACUUGUGGCUAAAUUCAAGCCUCCUGGCAGAGGCAACCAGGUUUUUGGCUAAAAUGUCCUGGUACUGGGUGAAUUUCACUGCACCAUUGACCUUUUAAUAUUUUACACAAGGUAUGGGGUUCAUUCUUUUGACACCAAAGCACCAUGGGUGUGCGUGGCCAAACAGCCUCAGUAUUUUUAUAUUUUCUCAUCUUUAUCAAGGGUGCCUAUAAUUUUGGACCUCACUGGACAUCUGCACCAUAAGACUAGAUUGUUUUGAUAUGUUCAGCUAUUUAUUUAAAAAGGGACUUCCUCCCUGUAAAAUGAAAUUCACAACUGUAUUUGUUUCCUUCCCUCAAAUGAAGGCUACAUUUCUAAUCUUGUUCAUCUUUAUCUACCAAUGACAGAGUUACUGGUUAUGAAAGAUGCACUGCAUGAGUAUUAAUAUCGUAGUUCAUCAAAAUGCCAGAAAUGUACUUCUUUCGAUGUGUGGAAAUUUGCCCUGCCUCCAUCUCUCAGGCUUGCAAUCGUAGGGUGUGAAAGCUUAAAGGGAUACUUCAGGAUUUUGGCAAUGAAACCCUUCAUUUAGUUUCCAGAGUCGGAUUAAUUGUCUGAUUGCAGUUUAAAGAAAGUUGCUAACUAGCAUUAGUGCAAUGCCUGGAAGUCUAUGGUAACUGCUAGCAUGCUAGUAGAUCCCAUAGACUUCCAGUCAUUGCACUAAUGCUAGUUAGCAUUGGCUCGCGAAACUACCUCUACCUUCUUUCAUACUGGAUGCAGAGACAUAAAUGGUGUCCGUGAGUUCAUCAGACUCCGGCGACGUAGACAAAGGGCUUCAUUGUUCAAAAUCCCGAAGUAUCCCUUUGACCACAAAUUAUAACUGACUAUGCUCAGCGAGUUUGUUUUUAAGGAUGCUAUGCUGCUCCAGGAGAGUGCUGUUGAAAAAUGUACAGUAGCGCACAUCUCCUACAGAAUUAUAAACUAUUUACUACCUCACUUCAAAGCGACGUAUUAAACUCAAUUACCUUCGUAUAGGUUUGUGAAAAUUUCCUGUGUCAGUACUUACAAAUGUUUCCAUUUUAACUGAUCAGCACGGAAGAUUCCUAAUAGUUUAUAAUUAUUGAUUUAAUACUCCAGUAUUGUAAAUAGGUUUGCAUAAAAUGUAUGUGUAGUUUCUGGUGGUUUUGGAUUGUGUGCACUUACCACUUUAACAGGCAAAUUUACCUUAUGUUCUCCAAUUACUGGGGGACAGAAAGUAGUUGUCCAUUUGGAUUAAAAAUAAGAUGCUGUGUAUGAAGGCAAUGGGUAUACUACCAUGUAUCAAGCACGUUUGUUUACCAUGUACCAACCAUCUGCUUGUAAUUUCAACUUGUAAUGUUACUUUCAAUAAACUGUUCUCAUUUGAUUUUGA